Hemisphaericaspora subhashii is the source of this 2301-nucleotide messenger RNA. RefSeq names its product Rim13p (gene RIM13). Bases 1 to 2301 code for a protein of 766 amino acids. Gene Ontology annotation, biological process: proteolysis. Gene Ontology annotation, molecular function: calcium-dependent cysteine-type endopeptidase activity. Lineage: Eukaryota; Fungi; Ascomycota; Pichiomycetes; Serinales; Debaryomycetaceae. The record is from RefSeq and is a predicted model, not a curated record. The transcript has a single exon.
AUGUCAAUUGACGAUUUUCUAUAUCAUUUAGAAUUAAGUCAUUUCUAUCAAGCAAUAGAUGAUCAAACAAAAGCAAAAAGAGAAUGUCUCGACGGAAUCAAAUGUUUAAAUAGUUUUUCAAAAGGGGUAACCUCCAAGGUAUCACCAAGACCACCACCUGGUACCACCAAAACUCCGACCCACACUACCACACAAAUUCCACCAGAACGUCUAAAAUUGCUAUCUCAAUAUGCAUUGAAUCAUUACAACAAUCUAUCUAAACCCCUUUCAAUAACAGAAAAGCUUGAUUGGAUGUGUUCUCGAUUUUCAAAGGCUGAAAUCUUCCCACCAGUAAUUGAAUUUUCCCCUGACUGGACAUCGCACCAUACAAAUUUCAUGGAUCUAGAUCUUCCCACUCCGUAUCAAGACCAAAAUAAGUCAAUUGGGAAACUUCCAUAUGAAGCAGAGUUUAGACCGGUCGAUAUAGAUGAUUGGAGCAAUCAAUAUGAGGACUUGACCUCAUUAUAUCAAGAUAUGUUGUCAAAUUGUUCAUUCGUUUCUUCAAUAUUAGCAAUUGUUGAUUCAUCCUCUCAAUUUCUGCUUAUAAACAUGAUAAGUCCACAUACAUCCAAUUCAAAAUAUAAAGUGAUACUUCAUUUUAAUGGACUACCGAGAAUCGUGACUAUUGAUAAUCGAUUACCAUUUCUUAUUGGAAGCAAUGAAGAUCGAAAUGUAUUUAUUAAAUCAUUUACUGAUCCUCAAUUAUAUUGGCCAGCAUUGAUUGAGAAGGCAUAUUUGAAAGUAAUGGGUGAUGGAUAUGUUUUUAACGGAUCCAAUAUGGCGAAUGAUACAUAUAUGUUAACCGGCUGGAUUCCGGAAAUAAUAAAAUUACAAAAUGGGAAAUUACCGAAUGAAUUCAGAUGGCUUUGGAAGUAUAAACAGGACGGAGAGAUUAUAUUAGGGAUAGGAACGGGGAAGAUUAGUAAGAAAUUAAGUACGCAUUUAAAGCUAAUUUCUGAACAUGAUUAUGUUAUUGAUAGAUAUAAUAUGGCUGGUAAUAAUUUAACAUUAAAGAAUCCUUGGAUUAGCAAUUCCUUAAUAGAUCGAUUUAUUUCCAUUAAUGAUUUGACUUGCUUUAGAUAUCUUUAUGUUAAUUGGAAACCAUCCAAUUUGUUCAAAUAUUCAUAUAGACAAAGUUUUAUUUAUCGUGUGAAAGACGAUUGUAUAUUUACUCAUCCACAAUUCACCUUAAAGAAUAACACUAUAAAAGAACAAGAAGUCUGGUUACUUCUUGAAAGACAUUUAGAAUCUUCAGAGCAACAGCCUCAAGGAUGGAUAAAUGUCGGCAUAUUUGAGACGUCAUCAAAAGUAUUGACACCAACCCAAUUUAGAAAUAUAAAUUUAUCCGAAGAAACAAACAACAGAUUACAUCUAAUUAAAGUGAAAACGCAGCCGCGUGGUAGUUAUACUGCUGUUGUAUCUUCCAAUAAGAAUUGUAAUUUCACAUUGACAAUGUUUAAUAACAUUUCAUCGGAUUUCACCUUUUCGAAACUGAAAUAUUUAUACAACUACACAUUACCAGCAAUUGAAGGUGAAUGGGCCGAGGGAUCUAACGGAGGAAAUUGGUCAAUGUCAACGUAUAUCAAUAACCCACAAUAUGAUUUGAUAGUAAAAGAACCUAGUAAAUUAAUUGCAGUUUUAUAUGGUGAACAAGAGAUGCAAGUUAAUUUUCAUUUAUUUCAUAGUGAAAAGUCAAGAAUAGGAAAGAAGAUUCAUAGUUUUGAUAAAUCGAAAUUACUCAAUAAUGAAAAUUACAAUUCCAGAUUUCAAUUGAAUAAUUAUAAUUUAAUGCCUGGUUGUUAUAAGUUAGUUGUAUCGGGGUAUGAUAGAUCAAAGGGUAAAUUUGUAUUACUUUUGAAUUCUUCAUCACAACUUACAAUCGAGAAAAUACCUCAAAAUAUCGGAUUAUUUAUCAGAAAGAAGGAAUUCAAUUGGGAAAAUACAAAUCGUUAUAAACUCUACUUUGAACUCACAACCUAUAGAACCCGACUACUGUUUCAUAUCAAUCAUUUCAACAAUAGCGACAAAGAUUACGAAAUUCUAACAAAUUAUAGACCAGCAAUUAGAGCAUCAAUAUUUGAUGCAAAUACAUCAAUGCCAAUACAAAUUAAUGAAAAAUUUGAUGAUUCAUUGUACGGAGUAUUUAUAGAAGCUGAAAUUGAAAGAGUUGGCACUUAUAUUCUCUUGAUUGAAAGAUUUGAAAUUGGUCUUGGGAGAUGUGUUAUUGAAGUGGGAAGCAAUUAUAGAAUAGAAUUAAAGUAG